UGUGAAAGUAGAAAAAAAAAUGGCCAAAGCAGCGUCUGCAGACGGGGAGGAAACAGUCGUUUUACAAGGAGAGGAACCAGGUGCAAGUCAACAUUCAAUGCUGGUUGCAGGGGAUUCCUAUGAAGAACUGGAUUACGAUCUGAGUGUGGAUGAGAACCAAGUGAGAAGACGGCUGAAGAGCGGUACUAUAGCUGAGAUAGUAGAGAAUGAUGAUCCCAGAAUAGAAGUACCGGUAGGAAAGCUAGUAGACCUCCAACCUGAAGUGUUUGAAGACAUACCACAGGGUGAUGGUGCAGAUAAUGUUGACAGGGUCAAUGAACUCAUAUCAGAGGUCAAUGAACUUUCAUUGAGCCAAGGUGCUGAGGAGAGAGUGCAAGAGAAUGACUUGAACAGAGAAAAAGAGGCUUCGGCACCUGCUGGGACCGAGGAAGAAGAAAUAAGAAUACGAUCCGGGAGUAUGGUGGAUAGAGUAGAACAUACAGAGAGAGAUCAAGUCGUAGAAGAUAUUUACAGCACCGAAUGGAAGCAACAGAAGAAACAUGUGUUUGUGUUCAGUGAUGCCGGCAAGCCUAUCUAUUCAAGAUACGGGAAAGAAGACAAAUUGAAUCCUCUAAUGGGUGUGAUGCUUACAUUGGUAUCUCUUGUAGGGAUUGAGAAGAACACACUAAGGUCAUUUCGAGCUGGUAACCAUCUGUAUGUAUUCUUAUUACGGCAACCUCUUAUACUCGUAGCUGUAUCUAAAACAAAGGAAUCCCAGCAACAGUUACUGAUGCAGUUGACGUAUGUGUACAACCAUAUAAUCAGCGUGUUGACAUACUCACAACUCUCCAGUAUCUUCAAGAGGAGGGAUAAUUAUGAUCUACGAAAGCUUUUAGGAGGUACUGAGAUCUUCCUUGAUAACUUGAUAGAGCUGAUGGACCGUGACCCGUGCUUCCUCUUGACUGCUAUCAGGUGUCUACCAUUGGACAGUGCAAUACGUGAUAUGAUCGGUAGUGCUAUGCAUAGUGCAAAGGUUAAGGACUUGGUCUUUGCCAUCCUCAUAGCGGACAACCAAUUAGUCACUCUUGUGAGAAUGAAGAAGUAUAUCCUUCACCCAGCUGAUUUGCAUCUUGUUUUGAAUCUUCUCAACAAAUCCACUUCCUUCAAGCACUCUGACUCCUGGUUGCCAAUUUGCCUACCUAAGUUUGAUAGUAGUGGUUUCCUUCAUGCGCACAUCUCGUACCUUGCUGAGAGUCCUGCUUGUCUCGUCCUCCUAACGGUCGAUAAAAUGGCCUUUGCAGAAAUGGCAAAAUGCAAGGAGAAAAUCUUAGAGAAAUUACAGAAGAACAACUGUAUAGCUGCCAUCCAACGAGCUGUGUCCAAGGGCAGUUUCCGAUGUCAAGAGGUCGGCAUUAGUGACCUUCGCCACUUCUUGUAUAAAUCCCGAAGCACCGCCCAGUAUACUGCACCAGAACUGGAUGCUCCCUACACGCAGCCAGAUGAGAGAGAUAGGUUAUUAUCAUUAUACCAGUACACUCAUCAGAGAGUCCAUAGUCCAUCAAGACCACUUAAAAUCAUGUUUACCGUAGGAUCUAAAGAAGCUGUUUUAGGAUGGGUAACUGGAGGGUUUGAACUGUUUGCCAUCUUUGGUCCUCUAACCACCAAACAAGCUGCUAUAUUUGCUGUCAAUAAACUACUCAAAUGGAUCAAGAAAGAAGAGACAAGGUUAUUCAUCUUGAACCCACCAGAGUAUUGAAGCAGUCAAGCUGCAUCAUGCUGCUAUCAAGGAUACCUCAUACAAGGCUGUGAGGUCUGCUGUUUCAUCUGCUACGAGACUACAGAGUUUGCCAUUGACUGCUAACAGCUAACAGUUAUUCUGUAUUGCAAUUGUAGACCAGCCACUGUCGUAAGGAAAGGACAGAAGUAUGCAUUUUGAGUCUCACUGCUGUUUGGGAACUGUUGCAAGGAGUGGCAUAAUCAAGAUGAUAAUAAUUUAAAUUGUAAAUUGGAAAGUAUAACAUGUCCAAAGAACUUUCAAAUUUACAUGUAUCCAUUUUGUACAUAGACAUGUACAUGUAUGACUAUAAUAUGUGCUUAGCAUACAUGCAAACAUGCCUGACAGUGCCAGUGGCAAAGGUGGUCUGGUGGUUAAGUUACUUGCCUGUGAGCCUUAAGGAACAGGGUUCAGAUCCCUGCCUCAGGACGUAACAACCUGCGACAACUCAUUGAUCUGCUAUGGUUACCUGAGCUACAUGGAAAGCAUAUUUUUCUAAGCGCUAACAGACGUUAUAUCAUAAUGCAUUUAAUGACCAUUGGCACACCUAAACAGACAUCCGAAAUCAAAUUGAACCGUGUAUCAAGUGGAGAUUCUGUAAUAGAAACAUCUGUUAAUGCAAGAAAUCUCGGAGUACAGUUUGAUGCGCAUUUGAAUAUUAGAGAACACAUCACAAAUUUUUUGUAAAUCAGCAUACUACUUGAUCUAUAAUCUCAGACGUAUUCGUAAAUACUUAGAUAAGAACAUUAUGAAAGACGGUUGUUUAUGCAUGUAUCACCGAUAAGUUGGACUAUUGUAAUGGUCUACUGUAUGGUAUCACUGACUCUCAAAUAGUGAGAUUGCAAAGGGUUCAAAACACCUGUGCAAGGCUGAUCUGUGGUUGUUCCAAAUUCACAUGGAUCAUCCCAAUUUUAAGAAAUCUACAUUGGUUACCAGUACACCACAGAAUAACAUUCAAAAUUUGCUGAUUGUACAUGUAUAUAAAGCACUUCUUGGACAAGCUCCCACUUAAUAUAUCAAAGAACUGUUGAAUUUCAAACCUAAUCAACACAAUCGCAACUUGCGCAGUUCCCGAGAUACAAUGUGGCACUGGGAGAUUAUUUGUGUGGCAUAUAAAGAGUUGUAAAAUGCACCAUUCAUAAUCAUCCGAGAUGAGGUCUCUGUAAUGAAAUGCGGAAUAUAUUCUUCAACAAUUAAUUUUCAAACUGCAUUUUGUUAUGCGGAUGAUGAGUCAUUUGGUUUGUCAAUCCCGAUAUUCCCCUUUGCCAUCUGGUGGAUGUUGUACUGUUUUGUAAGAAUUAUUUUUAUGUAUUGCAUUGUUUGUAUAUUCUAGAUAAAUGUGUAUAUAUUAUUACUUUAUAUCAACUCAUAUUUAUGUGACCCUGCACCACAAAACCACCCAAAAUUUGUCAGAAAUGGCAUUUUGGUUUAGGUCUGAUUCUGAAAGAUUGGAUGUUCCUAACCCAUUGGAAAAAGGAGGAGAAUGCCCUGUGAUGGAGAACUUUACCUUAGCAAAAAGGGAUUAUCAGAUUGUCCUAAAAGUUGUCACACCAAUUCUAUGCAUCCUGUUUUUUGUGUCUAGGUAUCAAUGCAAAAGCUCACUCUUUUUUCAAGUUAUGGGAGAUUGAAAUGAGACCAGUAGCCAGGGUCUCAACAAAAUUAGAACUACCGGUACUACAAAAUAAACACAUUAACAACAAAUCAAAAUCAGCCAAAUAUAGGCCUACAAAACGCUGCAAAAAAUUCUAAUUCUAGAUAAUAUGGUGGUUCAAAAUUCGGUAAUAAGAUAGAAGAAAGUAUAUUUUUUCAGGAAAUGCUAAAAACUAAACUUUUCUUCAACCUGACAAAAUACACCUUUAGAGCUCUAACAAAAAAAAUCACACUAUGCGACUUUUAGUGGUUUUGUGGUGCAAGGUCAUAUUUAUAGUUGCCGAUUCAAAAGUUUAUCACCAAAUAUUUUGGAGUAUUUGAGGAGAUUUGUUUAAUGUACAUGAGGAAAGGGAUAGUGUAAUAAGAGACAUCAGGGCUUCUCAAAGUCCACACAGCUGUGCUUGUUAAUCCGGACCUUGGGGCAUGACAUCCCAAUGGCUCCCUCCCCUGGGGGAAAAAAACAGGUAAAACACGUUCAUUUUACCUUUUUAAAAAAAAAUUUA
Molecule: messenger RNA, 3906 nt
Organism: Strongylocentrotus purpuratus (purple sea urchin)
Lineage: Eukaryota; Metazoa; Echinodermata; Echinoidea; Camarodonta; Strongylocentrotidae
Product: protein SAND-like
Exons: 13
Coding region: 20-1735 (571 amino acids)
Biological process (GO): protein targeting to vacuole; vesicle-mediated transport
Source: RefSeq, a predicted model, not a curated record